This is a messenger RNA of Orcinus orca (killer whale), 8533 nucleotides long. It is a transcript of the gene LRCH3, whose product is annotated as leucine rich repeats and calponin homology domain containing 3. Gene Ontology annotation, molecular function: protein binding. Bases 376 to 2667 code for a protein of 763 amino acids. NCBI's taxonomy places the organism in Eukaryota, Metazoa, Chordata, Mammalia, Artiodactyla, Delphinidae. The transcript has 20 exons. The record is from RefSeq and is a predicted model, not a curated record.
GUCGAACGUUUCUCCUCUCACUGCCAAAGUUUCUGGCAGCAACGGUGUUAAGCCUUAAUAUUUAAUCCUCCAGUGUUGAGGAAGGAAGGUAGAGAAAUUCUGGUGAGAAGCGUUGUCUGGAAGAUUUUUUGUUGAGGCAUGUUAGAAAGGCUGCUGGGAGCCUAGAGUAGGGAGCUGCUCCAGAUUUGUGAGUUCCGUUUUAAUUUCCCUUGGAAACCUCACGUGGGCGGAGGCCAGCGCCUGGAUGUGCGGGGCUGCACUGAAGCCCUGCCCAUCAAGGGACCCGUCCGGGGUCUGUAAGCCCCUUUCCCCGCCCACCCAUCAUCUGGCCGCGCAUGCGCUGAGCCGGCGGGCCGGAGAGUUGUCGGCUGGGAAAUGGCGGCCGCGGGCUUGGUCGCUGUGGCUACUGCUGCAGAGUACUCUGGCCCAGUAGCGUCGGGAGGUAACCUCUCCGUUGUUAACUGCGGCCCGAACUCCGGGGCAGGCCCAGGUCCUGGCCCGGGCUCAUGGAGCCGCUCCCUCGACCGAGCGCUGGAGGAGGCGGCGGUAACCGGGGUGCUGAGCCUGAGCGGCCGGAAACUGAGGGAGUUUCCCCGGGGAGCGGCCAACCACGACCUGACGGACACCACCCGGGCGGAUCUGUCACGAAAUCGCCUCUCAGAAAUUCCCAUAGAAGCAUGUCACUUCGUUUCUCUUGAGAAUCUCAAUUUAUACCAAAAUUGUAUUCGGUAUAUACCAGAGGCAAUUCUAAACUUGCAAGCUCUAACGUUCUUAAAUAUUAGUCGAAACCAGCUGUCAACAUUGCCAGUACACUUGUGUGAUUUACCAUUGAAAGUCUUAAUUGCUAGUAAUAACAAAUUGGUCUCACUUCCAGAAGAAAUUGGACAUCUCAGACAUUUAACAGAACUUGAUGUGAGCUGCAAUGAAAUUCAAACAAUCCCUUCCCAAAUUGGUAAUUUGGAGGCCUUGCGAGACCUUAAUGUAAGAAGAAAUCACUUAGUACGUUUGCCUGAAGAGCUAGCAGAGUUGCCUUUGAUACGGUUAGACUUUUCCUGCAAUAAAAUUACAACAAUCCCUGUUUGUUAUCGGAAUCUCAGGCACCUACAGAUGAUCACCCUAGAUAAUAAUCCACUACAAUCUCCUCCUGCACAGAUAUGUAUAAAAGGCAAAAUCCACAUAUUUAAAUACCUGAACAUACAGGCUUGUAAGAUUGCUCCAGAUCUGCCAGAUUAUGAUAGAAGACCCAUGGGUUUUGGCUCCUGCCAUGAAGAAUUAUACUCAGGUCGCCCCUAUGGAGCCCUUGAUUCAGGUUUCAAUAGUGUGGACAGUGGUGAUAAGAGAUGGUCAGGGAAUGAACCUACAGAUGAAUUUUCAGAUCUGCCUCUUCGAGUAGCAGAAAUUACUAAAGAACAAAGACUGCGAAGAGAAAGCCAGUACCAGGAGAAUCGCAGCAGUAUAAUAGUAACAAAUGGUGGAGUGGAACAUGAUCUGGAUCAGAUUGACUAUAUUGACAGCUGUACUGCAGAGGAAGAAGAGGAAGAAGUGAGACCACCCAAGGGCCUGGACUCAGACAGCCUCAGUUCACAGUUUAUGGCAUAUAUUGAACAACGGCGAAUCUCUCAUGAGGGUUCACCAGUAAAGCCAGUACCCAUGAGGGAAUUUCAAAAAACAGAAGACACGAGAAGAUAUUCACAUCAAAACAGGGUUCCAGCUGAGCCAUCUUCCCUCUUAUCACUAUCACCAAGUCAUAAUCAGUUUUCACAUGCAGACUUGGAACUUCAUCGGAGAAGAGAACAAUUAAUAGAACGUACUCGGAGAGAGGCACAACUUGCUGCCCUACAGUAUGAGGAAGAGAAAAUAAGGACCAAGCAGAUUCAAAGAGAUGCUGUCCUGGACUUUGUCAAGCAAAAAGCGUCACAAAGUCCACAAAAACAACACUCCCCCUUAGACGGUGAGUGUCCCUUCCCAUCCAGAAGGUCUCAGCACACUGAUGAUAGUGCCUUGUUAGUGUCGCUGUCAGGUGUGAAUCAAGUGGGCUGUGCUGCUACCCUGCCUCAUUCUUCUGCCUUCAGGCCUCUUAAGAAUGAUCACAGAUCUAAUGCUAUAUCAAGUUCACCUACAACAGAAACAGGUCAUGCGUCACCCCUUCUUUCAUCUUCUGCACCUACCACUGAUUUUAAAGAUCCGGUAACAAGACAGAAUUCAAGACAGAGAGAAGAAGAGCUGGAAUUAAUAGAUCAACUACGGAAACAUAUUGAGUACCGGUUAAAAGUAUCUCUGCCUUGUGAUCUUGGAGCAGCUCUAACCGAUGGUGUUGUUCUUUGCCAUUUGGCCAAUCAUGUGCGGCCUCGAUCUGUCCCAAGCAUUCACGUUCCCUCACCAGCUGUACCUAAAUUAACAAUGGCAAAAUGCAGACGAAAUGUGGAGAAUUUCCUCGAAGCCUGCAGAAAAAUUGGUGUACCUCAGGACAAUCUUUGUUCCCCUUCUGACAUCCUUCAGCUAAACCUCAGCGUAAAAAGAACUGUUGAAACACUACUUUCUCUUGGGGCACAUUCAGAAGAAUCCAGUUUUGUCUCUCUAUCUAUCCAGCUUUUGGGUUUUGUGGCAUUUUAUUGUACUCUAAUGUUAACUCUCUGUAUGCUUUAUUACUGGAUCUUCCCCCUCUAGCCGAAAGUGCAUUCCAGUGAUUUUUCCACCUCAUUCCUGUGCUUGGUAAAGGAGGUUUGUUUCUCAUUCAAAAGUAUUUACGUAUGUGCUUUUUUUUUAAUUGGUUAGCCAUCAAAGAGCUAACCAAUAAAGUAGAUAACUUCUUUCCUCGUGUGUCCAGAUGAGCAGCUCAUCACAUUAGGAAGCAUUUAUGAUUGCUAACAAAGAGCAGAAAGACCAGUAUAUUUUCUUCUGCUCAUUUGUCCAUUCUCCUGGCCUAUAUGUGGCCUUGUUUCUCUUAUCAUAAAUGCUGAGCAGGGUCUACAAAUACAAUCCUGAGCCUGUUGUUAGAAUAUGACUUAGGACUUUGUUUCCAAAUGGCAUAAUAAAAUUUCCAUCUGGCCUUCUUUCCAUGCCUCAGUACAACUUAAGUGUUGAAAUUGUGAGAAGUAUUAAAAUUAUGAGUUGCUGAACUUUUCAACAGCUGUUCAUGAGGAAACAGUUGUACCCCUUCUGUUCUGGGGAGCACCUGGUCACUUAGAUCUCUGCACUGAGCUGUGCCCUGAAAUCCUGAAAUCUGUCUUUAUUGGUAGGCACAAGUCCACCUAAUAAGCAUCUGCUCUCUGGACAUCUGGAAGGCACUGGCCAUUUAAUCUUAAUAAUUUUAAUUUGAUCAGAAUGUUCAGUCCAAAGAUAAUGUAGGUUCCCUAGAUUGCUAUUCUGAGCCCAUUGUGUACAUUGGAAACAGUACACAGCAAAUUAUCUGGAGCUGACCUUUCAGGGGUAGGCACCUGUCUGCACAUUUAUUAUGUUUGUUAUCUUUAACUUCACUUCUAGAAUCCUAAUUAGAAUUUAAAAUUGGAAUUUAUAUAAUUUCCAAUAUAUUUGAACCAUCUUAAUAGGUGAACUUAUAUUUGAUAGGCUGUUGAGGAGAUUUUAUCUGAACAGUAGCAGGUAAAGAAUUAGGCAGCAAUCUCUGUUCUGUACCCAAGGUGAUGAAUGCCUCUUUCAGAAUGCUUAGUAUAUUAGCUGCUAGCCUUAAUGCUUGAAAGUACUUUAUAAUUGCAUUCAGAUUCUGGUUCUCAUAAAUAGUGUUUCUGAACACUCAGGAAUCUCUGAACUCUGUUAAGAAAAUUGGACAACUGAACUCAUGUAUGAAGGAAGAUUGUGAGGAACCAUAUCAUGUUGUAGAAGUCAAUCUGAGGAUCUGAUUGCUUUGGUUUUCUUUCAUAUUAAAUGGGAAAAUUAUUUAACACAUUAAAAACCUUUUAUUUUUAAUGCUGAAACAUUGAACACUGUGUUGAAAACAGCAGUAGUGCCUUUUGGAGUUGGGGGGAGGUUUUUUUUUGUUUUUAAGAUGUCUCUGAGUCAGAGAUCAUUCAGUUUUGUGAAGUUCUGUCCCUUUAAAAAAACACAUGGUGUUUUAUGUGGUUUUGGGGGAGUAAUGGUGCAUUCUCUUCAGAACAGAGUUUGCUCUAAGCCAGCUAGAAAGUAAAUGUGCAUCUGGAAAGCAUAAGCCACUGAGGGAAUGUGUAAGCCACGGGCUUACGGGUCGCAGGGCACCCCUGGAAACGGAGAUCAAGGAAUCGGCCUCAGAGGAAAUAUGUCUCCCUCCAGAGUAAAACACCCUGCAGGUUCAUUUUAAGUAUAGUUAAUCUGUACUUCAAUUGUACUCAGAAGAUUUAUACAAAGUUGCUAGUUUCUUAAGAUCAAAAGAUUCCAUUUACCUUGUUUUAUCAAGGUAAGUAUUAAAAAGAAAGUGAUUAAGAAGCACAAGUACCAAUAACGGUUCAUAAAACAUACUUGUUAUAUUUUUUAUUGCAACUGGUUUUGUAAAACUUCCUAAUAAUAUAAUUAAGUGCCAAUGAAAAGCUGAGAAAAAUCCAGUUAUCUUCUUUAAUAAGUAUGUAUAGUCUUUUUCAGUAGAACCAGAAUUCCACUUUCAUUCAAGAGUAACCUCUUCUUUCUUUCAUCUAAUCAAUGAUAGAUGUUAUUCUUAUGAUACGCCUUUUUGUCUUAAAAGAAAGGAUUAACCAAACACAUUAAUGAGGUAAUAAACAAGAUAGAAGUAAUUUAACUUGCUUAAGCAAACAUGUAAAUGCUUUUCAAAUAUAUGUUAAUUAAUGUGUUCCUGACUAAACUCACAUCAUAGUUCUCCAGCAUAAUUUAAUCCAUUAAAUACCUUAAAUACCAGGAUAUAAAAUACUUUUUCAAAUAUGAUUUCUUUAUUUAAGUUCUGUAAUUCAAGUUUUUAAGUAAUUCAAACUGGGCCUUCCGUGAAUUAUCCUGUGUAGGGGACAUUUUCUCAAAUACUUCUAAAUCUCAAGGAUAUACUUCAGUUUCUUCCCAUGAUCCCUGCCUGGUCUGAGAACCCUGAUUUUCAUAGUCAGGACUAUAACGUAGAGAGCAUUCCUCUCUCAUGCAGUCUGAGUUAUGGCAUGAAACUAUCUUGCAUUCCUAUGGUUUGUGAUUUCCAAAGCACUUUCUCCUACAAUGUUAUAUCUUUAGGCUUCAGCCAUCCGGUAACUUGGAACUGUUUUUCUAUUUUCACCUGCCUAAUUUUACUGAUCUGCGUUGCUCUUUUAUUUAUCAGGGGUGAAGGAUGCUGCUCUUACUCCAUAUUAGUAUGUUUAUCUUCUGUUGUAUGUAAAAGUGUAUGUAACUUGUCCAUUUUCUCAUAUUCAGAAUGAUCUGGAUGUACUUUUAGAUGUAUUAAUAAAAAAAAAAGUGACGAGUGUCAGGUACCAUCUCUGUGUAACUCAUAUUAACAGAGGUCAGAUUCUCAGGUACUGACUUCUCUUAUCUCAGUUCAUUAUUAUGAGGGAGAGAAGAGAUGCUUGUUUUUUCUUUUCAGUUCUGUGAUGUUCAUCCUCUUUUCUCUUCUGUUUGUUUUUAUGUUACAUUGUCCCAUUUCAGGAGCAAUUAUGUUUGCCUCUCCACAUUUUAGAAGAGAAAGGUUUGAGCCAGGUUGCGCUGACGGUCCAGGCUCUCCUGGAACUUGCCCCGCCCAAGCAGCAGCAGCACCAGUUAUCUGCUGUGUAAGGACUCCCAGCACCGUGGGCGUUGGCCUGGCCAAAACGAAACAGGACAGCGUGACUGCUGCUGUGAGCCGUCUGCUUAACAAAGCGCUUAUGUGUUCUUGAAAGGGACUGUUUCCAUGAUUCCUAACAGGAAUAUUUUGCUUCAUUUCUCCAUUUUAGGGGAGGUUAUAUCCAUUUGCAUUGAAUUGUUUAUGAAGACACGGUUGGUUUUCACAAAUAAAAAUUAAUUCUGUCAUUAUUGAGAACCCAACACUGAAGCCUAACCUGGCUGUGCUUGUCUAGAGAGUAGGCUCUUUCACAUACUGAAGACUAUCUUCUCAGAAGGAUAUUUGUCUCUCUUGAAGGCACAGCCAUGCUGUUAUCUUUCCCUGUUUCCAAGCCCUCUGGAAUCCACUAGUUUCUAAACGUGGUUGUUCAUUAGAAUCUACUGGAGAAUUUGUUAAAGUACAGAUUCUCACUCGGUUGGUCUAGAGUGAGGCCUGGGUAUCUGCAUUUCAACAAACAUUCCAGAUGUUUCAUAUAGUGGAGACCAUUGUUCCAAGCUAGAUAUUUGUAUAAUUUGGGGGGAGUAAUGACUUCACCGUGUUUUUCAGCUCUAUUAUGACUACUUGGACUGUUCUGUCCAAGGUAAAAUAAAAAUAAUGUAGAAGGUCUAGAUUUUGCAUAGUAAAACAAUGAAACAGAUACUGUUGCAUUUAAGGCCAGUGUCCUAGACCUCCCCCCAGCUCCAGUCCACCACCACUUAGAGGAUGGUUCUAUGUAUCAUCCCACUGUUAUCUAAAUAGUAUAAUCAAGCACUCUACACACAGGGCCCAGAUCUUUAGGCUGGUAGCUUGUGACACUCUGCAUCCUGUGUGUUGACUUCACUGAGCUCACCCCUUCUCCCCUGCAAGCUGCUCCCGGGAUACCUGGACCUGCGAACACCUUCCAGUCACAGCAGAUGCACUUCCAGCUCCCCAAAUAACCGAAGAUUAUGCAAAUAAAGGAAGAGCCAAGCUUCUUACAUUUCUUUCAGCUAACUGCCAAUUUCUGUAGCUGAGUUAAAGCACUUGUGGCAUUUUAAAAACAGCUUGCUGUCUUUUCAUCUAGCCAUCUAGCUCCCCCACCAGUGCCUUAUUUACUCAAUUAUGGGUGCAGUACAAGGGCCCAAGGGCUCAGACAGCACAAAACCAGGAGCCCUAAUUCAAGUCUAAGCCACUUGGGUCUUUCUUCCCCUAUAUUUUGAGACCUUUUUAGUUGUCAGUGAUAUCUUCUGGUAUUCACUGCCUUUGUAAACCAAGUAAAGAGAGUAAGUGAAGAUACUAGUUAUCUAGGUUUUUUCCUGUUGUUAACUGUUCUGGGGUUUCUUUACCAGUACAUACAUUUAAGAAUAAUGUUCUCUUGUUUUAUCAUGUAGCAGCAUCUAAAAGUAACUCUGGAUAAAAUCAUGUUGAGUAUCUGGCCAAAAUAAUGUUUUCUCCUUGUUGUCACAGGUUUAAACUUAUAUAACACAAAACAUCUGAGCUCAAAGCCCAAUCCUUCAGGGUCCUUAUGAAACAAAAGUAAAAUGUGUUUAAACUGCUUAGAGCCAGACCCCAUUAUAUUUACAGUUCCAAACAGACCCACCAGUCAUAGGACUUGUUUAGAAUUUAGCUGUGUAUAUUUUUAAACUCUAGGUAUUUUUACUUCUAGUCAACAUUAAACCUCAGUACAAUCUCCAAAUUAUAGACAGCCAUUUGAAAUGAAACUCAGCAAAGGACAGGACUGUUUGUCACAUAGUUGCAAGGAAUAAUCCCAGUCAGCAUACAUAAUGCAACAUUUGGAACAUUUGUGACUAAUUUUCCCAUAGGAAUAAUUGGAAUUUUCAACGUAUUUCAAAUUUUAUACAUAGCAUGAAACUUUAUUCAUAUAUUUUUGUCAGACUAAUUCAAAUUUAUAUUUGAAUAGUUAGAAAAUAUUUGUUUACAGUUUUGGUUGAUAAUGAAAGAAAAAUAUAUUGAAUGUCUUUUCUAUGUCAAGAUGCAAAACAAGUCAUGAUGUUUUUGUUGGAAAAUUUUUGUACUCAGUGUUUUGUAUAUACCUUUUUUUUUUUAACUGGAAAGAAAAUUUAAUAUUUAGCCUUGCUAGACUCUAACAUAAGAUAAAGAUGAUUUUGUUACAGUUCCACCUGACCAUUUAUGAACUUCCUACUGAAGCAGUGACCUUCCCAGCGCUGAAGAGUGAAUGAAGAAAAGGCUAAGUGCUCGCCCACCAGGGCCCCUGCUAACGGUGGAGAUUUUAAGUCAGCGGGUUUCUGGGCUUUCAAUCUCAUACUUGCUUAGCACUCCAAACCAAUUUUCUCUGGAAACAACUCAUGGGAGAAAGGGCCGUUGUAUUUGGCUAGAAUAGAAUAGGACACUUAGUAGUAGUAGGUCACUUUCCUUAAUAGCUUUUGAAAAUACAGCCUCAUAGCUAAUCAAGGAGUCUGAUUUCUCUACUUGAUGAAAGUCCAGCAGUGACUAAUGAUGUAUGACUACGCUGAUGAGUAUGAUGAAUUUUUUAAAACUAAGCGCUUAAAUGGUUAUAGAAAUGAAGGAGAACAUGGAUAUUCAGAAACGUUUUUAUAUACAUAUUGCAGUAAGGUGGUUUACAGCAGAUUUCAUUUUAUUUCUGAAAAUGUUGUAAACAUGUAAUUAGUAAAAGAUUUUGUAAAACAUUGUCCUAUAUUUGUAUGUCUGUAAAUAUAAUGCAUAAGUUCUAAGAAUAAAUAUGUCAGUAUCAUGUAAUUUUAAAUUGCCUGUAUGCCACUUUACACAUUGACAUUAAAAUAAAAGACAGCACUUCAAUAGCAUGAAAUAAAGGCUGAUUUGAAAAUGUUCAUACCUAAA